This is a messenger RNA of Trichomonas vaginalis G3, 801 nucleotides long. RefSeq lists its product as uncharacterized. Bases 1 to 801 code for a protein of 266 amino acids. NCBI's taxonomy places the organism in Eukaryota, Parabasalia, Trichomonadida, Trichomonadidae. The record is from RefSeq and is a predicted model, not a curated record. The transcript has a single exon.
AUGAUACUAUCUCUCUUCCCACAGAUGACUUACCUUGAUGUUGUUCAAUCUCGGUCAUUAUUAGUUACAUUUCACAAUUCUGGGUAUAUCUGGUCAUUCGCUAAAGAGUGUCUUAUAUUUUUCUUAGUGUUCAGCUUAUUAUCAUGGAUUUCUAUGAAAAGAACAGCUUCAAAAGUAAUUUAUUGUUCAAUUAUAUUUUCACUAUUGAGUUCUCGACUAAUAACUGUUCAGUAUCCAGAUAAAAAUCUUAUAGCAAUUGCUUCUUUCUAUUCUGGAGCUGUUGCUUGUGUUUCACAAUUAAUUGCAAAUUUUUUCAAGUCAAAGCGGCCAUACAAGGUUCUAAUAGGUCUAACUAUAUUCGUAGCUAUCAUAUCCCCAAGUUUUACAUCAAAUCCAUUGAUAAUUCGAAACCAAAAAUCAGAAUUAUUCACAGACAAUAUGAGAUUUGCUGCAGAAUGGGCAGUGAAGAAUACUAAUCCAUCAGAUAUAUUCUUUAGCGAAGAUAGAAACUUUGAUCCUUUCGUUAUUUUGGCUGGAAGAAAUACUCCUAUUGGACAAACAAAUCUAUUAGAAUAUUCAGGUGGAAACGUACCACAGAUGAAGAGAAAUCUUAAUUAUCUAUACAGAUCAAUAGCGAAUCCGAUGGUUCUGAAAAAUUAUAAAAUUGAUUACGUAUCAAUUGUUGCAAACUCAACAAUGUUCUUUGGAAAACAAGUUAGCCAGUCAGAGUUGUUCACCCAUGUGUUUACACAUGGAAAUAUUUCACUUUAUAAAGUUGUGAAAGAAAAUCUUAAUGUUUAG